AUGCCGCUUGGUGGAUUUAUCGACAACCUGAAGGAAAAGAACCAAGACCAGGACAACUCGUACGGCCGCAACGACAACCAAGAUUCGCACAACCUCAACCAGCAAGGCGACGGAUUGCCAAACAACCAAGAGCAGCAGGGGCAGGUGACUGGAAACCCGCAGCAGCAGCAGCAGCAAAGCUUUAACCAGCAAGCACAAGACUACAGCCAGCAGGCGCAAGACUACAGCCAGCAGGGUCACAACCUCGGCCAGCAGGCGCAGGAUCUCGGCAAGCAGGCGCAGGAUCUUGGCCAGCACGCUCAGAAUCUCGGCCAGCAGGGCCAGCAAAACUACUGA
Messenger RNA from Linderina pennispora, 336 nucleotides. RefSeq lists its product as uncharacterized. NCBI's taxonomy places the organism in Eukaryota, Fungi, Kickxellomycota, Kickxellomycetes, Kickxellales, Kickxellaceae. The transcript is spliced from 3 exons. The coding region runs from base 1 to 336 and encodes 111 amino acids. The record is from RefSeq and is a predicted model, not a curated record.